Molecule: messenger RNA, 675 nt
Organism: Penicillium crustosum
Lineage: Eukaryota; Fungi; Ascomycota; Eurotiomycetes; Eurotiales; Aspergillaceae
Product: putative mitochondrial carrier protein (Pet8)
Exons: 1
Coding region: 1-675 (224 amino acids)
Cellular component (GO): mitochondrial inner membrane
Molecular function (GO): S-adenosyl-L-methionine transmembrane transporter activity
Source: RefSeq, a predicted model, not a curated record
AUGAUCGCCGCGCUAGCCAGCGAAGGCGCCAUCCACCCAAUGGAUACAGUAAUAACACGCAUGCAAUCCCCAAUGUACAGCAGCGUCUACAAGCACAUAAACGGCACACUCAGCCGCACCCUCUUCAGCGGGCUGUACCAAGGUUUCGGACCAACCUUUGUCGCUGGGACACUUUCAUCAAUGGCUUUCUUCACAGCAUACGAAGCCUCAAAGACAGCAUUCGAUAACGCACAAUCCGCUGGGUAUAUGCUUGGCGUCCCGCGGCCACUAAUUCACGCUGCUAGCAGUGCUAUCGCUGAAAUUCUGGCUUGCGCUAUCCAGAACCCGGCCGAGGUAUUGAAGCAGAAUGCCCAGGUUUACCAGCGGCCAGUUAAUGCCAAACGGGGUCCAUCUCCGACGAUGGAGAUGCUGCGUCAGUUUCGGAGAUAUCCUUCUGGGCUGUGGGCUGGGUAUGGUGCGUUAGUGGCGAGUCAAUUACCGAGUAUGUGUCUUACGUUUUCUUUGUAUGAGAUGUUUAAGGAGGACUUGCUUGAGCGGUGGAAGACAGAUAAAAAUGAUAUUAGACAGCAUCUUGAAGCGACUAUUUUGGGUGCUGGUGCUGCGGGGGGGUUGUGCUUCUUGGUUCUUUGUUCCUAUCCAUGUGGUCAAGACGAGGAUGAGGCUUGCAGCUGGUGA